AUGAGGAUCCUCCUGGUGCUCGUCGCCCUGGCGGGAGCCGCCGGCGCCCAGCGGCAAUUCCAGGGGGACCAGGUUCUCCGGAUCAUGGCCAGGGACGAGGAGCAGGCGGCCCUGCUGAGGAUGCUGGGAGAGCAGGAGGAGCUCCAGCUGGAUUUCUGGCAUCGCCCCUUCGGCCCCGGCCACCCCGCCGACCUGAGGGUGCCCUCCCCCAGCCUCGGGGCAGUGAAAGGCUUCCUGGAGUCCCACAGUUUUCCCUACACCGUCAUGAUCGAGGACGUGCAGAAAUUACUGGAUGAGGAAAAGGAAGCCAUGGCGAGGUCCAGGAGGGUGAAGAGAAGCUCCAGGGCGUUCGAUUUCAGCUCCUACCACACCCUGGACGAGAUCUACUCCUGGAUGGACACCCUGGUGGAGGAUCAUCCCGGGCUCGUCAGCAAGAUCCGAAUCGGGCAGAGCUACGAGGGCAGAGACCUGCUGGUGCUCAAG
Molecule: messenger RNA, 483 nt
Organism: Manacus vitellinus (golden-collared manakin)
Lineage: Eukaryota; Metazoa; Chordata; Aves; Passeriformes; Pipridae
Product: carboxypeptidase A1-like
Exons: 5
Biological process (GO): proteolysis
Molecular function (GO): zinc ion binding; metallocarboxypeptidase activity
Source: RefSeq, a predicted model, not a curated record